Messenger RNA from Eublepharis macularius, 1372 nucleotides. Its product is annotated as erythroblast NAD(P)(+)--arginine ADP-ribosyltransferase-like. Bases 1 to 930 code for a protein of 309 amino acids. Lineage: Eukaryota; Metazoa; Chordata; Lepidosauria; Squamata; Eublepharidae. The transcript is spliced from 3 exons. The record is from RefSeq and is a predicted model, not a curated record. Gene Ontology annotation, molecular function: NAD+-protein-arginine ADP-ribosyltransferase activity; NAD+ poly-ADP-ribosyltransferase activity.
AUGUUUUGCAGGAGGCCGAGGAGGAAGAUGCCACCACAACGUGUGAUCCUGAUUCUCUGCCUGGCGGGAUUUCUCUCUCAAGACCGUCAGGUCUUCAGCUUCUCCAUAGAGAGAAGCUUCUCAUCGAUCCGAGAGGUGCCAUUUGACAUGGCCACAACCUCUUUUGAUGACCAAUACAACGGCUGCCAGGAUAUGAUGGAGGAUAAGGUGGGGGCUCUCCUCCGCACUGAGUUUGCUGAUACCAUCUAUGCCAAGGUCUGGGAAAAUGCAACUGCCAAGUGGAAUGAGAUUAAGGCCUCUGCCUCAGUGCCCAAAGACCUCAAGCCGGAGUACGCCAUCGCGGCCUUGGCCUACACACGGAAAGAGGCCUUCUUAUAUCGCGAUUUAAACAGAGCUGUAAGGAAAGCAGGGGAGAGCGAAGAGUAUUACCUCAGGGCCUUCCACUUCAAGGCCUUCCAUUUCCUCUUGACGAGAGCCCUUCAAGUCCUGCGGGCCAACGCCAGUCCCAAGUGCCACGAAACGUACCGCGGGGUCAGAGGUGCCAGCUUCAUUGCGGAGCCCUCCGAGAAGGCCCGUUUUGGAUACUUUGCUUCCUCCUCGCUGGACAAGGACCAGGCCAUGAGCUUUGGAAAGGACACCUUCUUCACCAUUGAGACCUGCUACGGGGGCUACAUCAAGGAGUUCUCCUUCUUCCCAGAAGAGGAGGAGAUUCUGAUCCCACCCUUCGAGGAGUUCCAGGUGGCAGAGGUCACAGAGACGCCUGACGGGGUCCACAUCCGUCUCAUCUCCGCUGGAAUAUUCAGCAAGUACAACUGUGUAUAUGUCAAAGAUGCAGGUCUGAGCCAUUUAUUUGCUAAUGUCCGAAUGCCCUUCCUCUUCUGGGGAUUUCUUCUCAUUGCUGGUGCCCUUGGAGACCCGGGAUUUCUCUGAACACAGUGUCAGUCUUUCCAUUUCCUAGUAUUUUUCAGAAUCUGCCACUGGGGAUGAAAUGGGGCAAUAAUGUGAAAUGUAAAGGAAACCAGACAUUGGCUUUAGCUACAAUACCUAGCAACAAGUGCCAAAGAGGUUUUUGCAGCCCAAAAUAUGCAGUUAGAUUGAAUUUCAUUAUUAGUUUGCAAUUUCUGAAUUACUCUUUUGCUGCUGCAGUAGUCAUUUAAAUGUCUCACUUGAUGAAAUAAUGAGAUGGGAACAAGAUUGCCAAUUGGCCUGGAAGAAAAUGUCGCUUCGCAGAGGUUUAAUAUUCAGAAAUGUGAGGCUGGAGCCUGCGUGAUGUGGAGGAUUCAUGGCACCAGCCAGUAUCUGCUGCAGAUCAAAACCAGUUUAGAAACUGGCAACCUUAGGUAGCAAGAAAUGUAACACAAACAUUUUUCAU